Suillus discolor is the source of this 1419-nucleotide messenger RNA. RefSeq lists its product as uncharacterized. Bases 1 to 1419 code for a protein of 472 amino acids. Lineage: Eukaryota; Fungi; Basidiomycota; Agaricomycetes; Boletales; Suillaceae. The record is from RefSeq and is a predicted model, not a curated record. The transcript is spliced from 5 exons.
AUGCGCCCAAACACUUGUCCUAAAAAUGCAAACCAGCAUCCUGGUGAGAUUCUCCUCCAAAACAAAAGGAAAAGACGCACUGCUCAUCAAAUCCAGGAAGACAACGAGCAAGUUGAGCAUGAAUGGCAGGAGAAGGAAGCUGCCGCUCAGCACACCACUGAGAAGAUUGCCUCUAUUGAAGACAAGAAGACGUUGAAGGACUUGAAGAUCCUCAUGCAUGCACCAAAGCCUAGGCCUCGGGCGCAUCCUAUUUCAAAGUCAAAGGUGAGCGAGCCAAACAUUGAGUAUGAUGACGGGAUUGCGGAAGGUGCGGCUGAGAUGGAGGAAGUUGAAAUGAGGAAUAUAGCUGCAGAUGAUAAUGAUGGCGAUGAGGACUUUCAUCUAAGUGAGGAGGAGAAUGCAGAGGUGCAGCCGAGGAACAAGCGUUUACAGAAGACAGCAUAUCGUGAGGCUGUCCAUGCUGAGCGAAGUGUUAAUAAUAUGGGCAUCAAACAUGAUGGCAUGAGCCAUCAGAAUGAUGUCGUAUCAGAUGCUGAUCGCACAAAGGCACAUGGUGACCAGAAAGGCAAGAAAGGAUUCAUUGCGGACGUCUGCACAGCCAAGGAUGACUAUGUGGGGAUGGGGAAAACAAAGGACUGGGCUGAGAAACUUGCAACAAGCAAGUUGCUCCGGCCUCAACUUGAAAGCCUUCGAACCACAUCACACAGACAGGUGUCCUCGAUUACCACCUCAACUGCCAUCUCAAAGAUCUCAAAAGUGACUAGCGCCGGUGCUGAUCCCACUCACAGCCCACACCCCACAAACAAUGUCCAAGGCAAUCUUGAAGAACCUACCACAGCAUUUUUGGAUGAGGACGAUUCACUCGAGCGUCAGGCUGCCUUCAAGGCUACUAAAAAGCCUGGUGCCAGGCACACAUCUUCUAUGGACUGGACAGGCAUGUGGAGAUCUCCCUUCAUACUUCAGACAUUUGCAUCGCACCUCAAUUUCACUUUUGGCCGUGUUGAAGUCCCUGACCUCAACACCAAGAGCAUUAGUGCAUGGGCUGCAUUUGCCCUCGCUGUUACUGCUGUUUAUCGUACUCUCCAGCUAAUCGUUGAUGGGAACAUCACUUUUGAAGUCAUUCAAGAAUCCCGUGGCAAACGCAAAGGCAUGAAGACCAAUGGCGGUGAUAUCUGGACACCCGUCAUCACAAAGGGUGAGCAGUUUGCUUUCAGCAAACCUAUCUGGGGGUAUAUGACCAUCAAGCUCAUGGGGCCCAUUGUAGCACUUUUUGACAACGUCUUCGCGAGCAUUGUUGAGGAGGCACAACAGUAUGCCAAGCAUGCAAAAAGUGUUGGGAACUCAGGGACUACCACCAGUGAUGCGCCUGAUGAGGAUGAUGUCCUGACAUCCUGGCAGCCUGCGGCUGGUUGUCCAUGA